This is a messenger RNA of Fusarium pseudograminearum CS3096, 663 nucleotides long. RefSeq lists its product as uncharacterized. Lineage: Eukaryota; Fungi; Ascomycota; Sordariomycetes; Hypocreales; Nectriaceae. The transcript is spliced from 2 exons. The record is from RefSeq and is a predicted model, not a curated record. Bases 1 to 663 code for a protein of 220 amino acids.
AUGGGCAUCAGAAGCAUUAACGAUAUUCCCAGCCUCACUCAGCUCUACCGAGAUCCAGAUUCUAUCCUCUCCGCGAGUAUUCCAACGGGCGAAACUGCCUACUCUCCUGAUGAUUCCAUCAACAGACGCAUCGGUUUGAUCCGAGGAGACAUCACCGAACUUCGUAUCGACGCCAUCGUCAACGCUGCCAACAAGUCCCUCCGCGGCGGCAGCGGUGUCGACGGCGCCAUUCAUAGCGCUGCAGGACCUGAUCUAGUCAAGGAGUCUCGAGCCCUCGGCCCCAUCGACACUGGUGAUGCUGUCAUCACCAAGGGAUACAACCUUCCUGCCAAGCAUGUCAUCCAUACAGUCGGUCCAAUCUUCGGUAAUGAAAGACAUCCUAACGAGAAGCUCACCAUGUGCUACCGCGAGUGUCUCAAGUUGGCCGUGGAGAAUGGCGUCGAGACUAUUGCAUUCAGCGCCAUCAGCACAGGAAUCUAUGGAUUCCCAAACGAUCCUGCCGCCAAGAUCGCCUGCCAGACUGUGAGGGAGUUUCUUGAGACUGAAGAGGGAAACAAGCUGUCUCGAGUGGUAUUCGUCACGUUUGUUCCGCGUGACGUCAGCGCCUACAACAAGAUUAUUUCAACGAUUUUUCCUCCUGCAAGCGAAACAGUCACAGAAUGA